AUGAAAAAUUUUUAUUGUUUAGGUCCAGCUGUUAAUAUCUAUUGACUCCCGAAUUUGUUUCGACAGUUUAAUUUUUGAUAUACAUUUUCAUAUGAUUUAUAUGAUUUGAGAUUAGAAUAUUGAAUGCUCAUUCUCUUAAAUAAUGAAAAAGUUACUAUCCUAGAAUGCUGCAUGCAAGCUAAACAGUAUAGAAAUCAAUAA
Blepharisma stoltei is the source of this 201-nucleotide messenger RNA. Lineage: Eukaryota; Ciliophora; Heterotrichea; Heterotrichida; Blepharismidae. The record is from the annotation of a GenBank genome assembly.